Molecule: messenger RNA, 3943 nt
Organism: Triplophysa rosa
Lineage: Eukaryota; Metazoa; Chordata; Actinopteri; Cypriniformes; Nemacheilidae
Product: NACHT, LRR and PYD domains-containing protein 12-like
Exons: 10
Coding region: 11-3076 (1021 amino acids)
Molecular function (GO): protein binding
Source: RefSeq, a predicted model, not a curated record
UGAUGGCUCUAUGAGCAGACCAAUACAGUUUAAGGAUGGAGACACAUUGCCUGGGCAGAGAUCAGUCCAUCUGAGGAGAUCAGACUCACCUGAGAUCAGCUGUGUGUCUAUGAAGAGUGAUGGGUCUAUGAGUAGACCAAUACAAUUUAAGGAUGGAGACGCAUCACCUGAUCUAAGGUCAUUAAUGUUGUCUGGAUCAGACUCAGCAGAUCAGAUCAGAGCAUCUGUGAAUGAUCAGUCUGUAAAUGAUCUACACUCUGAUGAAAGUGACUGCUAUAGUUCGAGUUAUUAUUGUCAAUUUGCCGAAGUCCUCAACACAUUCAAAUCAAAUCUGAGGAAGAAGUUUGAGUGUUUGUGUGAGGGAAAAUCAGGUGAGAGAAACCCAACACUGCUGAAUGAGAUCUACACAGAGCUCUACAUCACAGAGAGUGAAAGUGGAGAGAUCAGUAAUGAACAUGAGGUGAGACAGAUUGAGACACAAUACAGGAGAACAGCAACAGAGGACACACCCAUCAAAUGCAAUGACAUCUUUAAAGCUUUACCUGCACAAGACAAACCCAUCAGACGUGUGCUGACAAAGGGAGUCGCUGGCAUUGGAAAAACCGUCUCUGUGCAGAAGUUCAUUCUGGACUGGGCUGAAGGGAAAGAGAAUCAGGACGUCCACCUCAUAUUUCCACUUCCUUUCAGAGAGAUCAACUUGAUAAAGAAGAAAACACUCAGUCUUUUACAUCUUCAUCUUUUCUUCCCAGAGACAAAAGAAAUGGAAAUCUCCAGCGGUGACUAUAAAGUGUUGUUCAUCUUUGAUGGUUUGGAUGAGUGUCGUGUGUCUCUGGAUUUUCACAGCAGUGUGAGGUUGUGUGAUGUCAGUGAAUCAGCCUCAGUGGACGUGAUGCUGACAAACCUCAUGUUGGGGAAUCUGCUUCCCUCCGCUCUCAUCUGGAUCACCUCCAGACCAGCGGCAGCUGAUCUCAUCCCCUCUGAGUGUGUGGAUCGAGUCACAGAGGUACGAGGCUUCACUGACAAACAGAAGGAGGAAUACUUCAGCAAGAGAAUCAGCGAUGAGAGUCUGGCCAACAGAAUCAUCUCACACCUGAAGUCAUCCAGGAGCCUCUACAUCAUGUGUCACAUCCCAGUGUUCUGCUGGAUUUCAGCCACUGUUCUAGAGAGAAUGUUGAGUGAAGCAGAGAGUGAAGGAGAGAUCCCCAAGACUCUCACUCAGAUGUACACACACUUCCUGAUCAUUCAGACAAACAUCAAACAUCAGAAGGACUAUGAGAAGAAGGUGAAGAAUGAUGAAGACAUGAUCUUCAAACUGGCCAAACUGGCGUUUGAGCAGCUCGUGAAAGGCAACAUGAUCUUCUAUGAUGAGGACCUGAGAGAGUGUGGCAUUGAUGUAGCAGAAGCAUCAGUGUACUCAGGAUUGUGCACUCAGAUCUUCAGAGAGGAGUUUGGCUUGUAUCAGGGGAAAGUUUACUGCUUUGUUCAUCUGAGCGUUCAGGAACAUCUCGCAGCUCUUUAUGCUCACAUCUCCAUCACAAACAACAAGAGAAAUGUGUUUGGAGCAGGUCGGCUUUCAAGAGUUCGGAGCAGAGUGAAAAAGAAAUCAACAGAACAGGUUUUAUUAUUUGAGUUUCAUCAGAGAGCUGUAGAUGAAGCUUUGCAGAGUCAGAAUGGACAUCUGGAUCUUUUCCUGCGUUUUCUUCUGGGUCUCUCACUGGAGUCCAAUCAAACUCUCUUACAGAAUCUACUGACACAGAUAAGAAGAUGCUCCUACAAGAAAGAGGACACUGUUAAGUACAUUAAACAGAAGAUCAGUUUGAAUCUGUCUCCAGAGAAAUCCAUCAAUCUGAUUCACUGUCUGAAUGAACUGGAUGAUGAUUCACUGCUGCAGGAGAUUCAACAUCAUGUGAAAUCUAGAUCGGUAACACAGUCCAAAUUCUCCUCUUCACAGUGGUCAGCUUUAGUUUUUGUGUUGCUGAUGUCUGAACAGUAUUUGGAUGAACUUGAUCUGAAUAAAUUUAUUGGAGGUGAAAAUACAGCGGAUGAAGUUCUUGUGAAACUGCAGCCUGUGAUUAAAGAAUCCAGAAAAGUUCAGUUGAGUUAUUGUUGUAUCACAGAUGAAGGUUAUGCUGCUCUGACUUCAGCUCUGAGAUCAAACCCCUCACACCUGACACAUCUGGAUCUGUUCAGUAAUAAUCUUGGAGAUUCAGGAGUGAAGCUGAUCUGUGAUGUACUGGAGAAUCCUCACUGUAAACGGGAGACACUGAAUUUGAACUUCUGUGAUAUCACAGCUGAAGGUUGUGCUGCUCUGAGUUCAGCUCUGACAUCAAACCCCUCACACCUGAAAGAACUGGAUCUGUCUUAUAAUAAACUUAUAAGAGAUUCAGGACUGAAGCUGAUCUGUGAUGUACUGGAGAAUCCUCACUGUAAACUGGAGACACUGAAGUUGAGUCAGUGUAAGAUCACAGAUGAAGGUUGUGUUGCUCUGACUUCAGCUCUGAGAUCAAACCCCUCACACCUGACACAUCUGGAUCUGUCUGGUAAUAAUGUAGGAGAUUCAGGAGUGAAGCUGAUCUGUGAUGUACUGGAGAAUCCUCACUGUAAACUGGAGACACUGAAGUUGUGGAGGUGUUCUAUCACAGAUGAAGGUUGUGUUGCUCUGACUUCAGCUCUGAGAUCAAACCCCUCACACCUGAGAGGUCUGCACCUGUCUGUGAAUGAUUUAAGAGAUUCAGGACUGAAGCUGAUCUCUACUGUACUGGAGAAUCCUCACUGUAAACUGAAGAAACUGAUGAUGAGCUGUUGUGAGAUCACAGAUGAAGGUUGUGUUGCUCUGACUUCAGCUCUGAGAUCAAACCCCUCACACCUGACACAUCUGGAUCUGUCUGGUAAUAAUGUAGGAGAUUCAGGAGUGAAGCUGAUCUGUGAUGUACUGGAGAAUCCUCACUGUAAACUGGAGACACUGAAUUUGAGGUCUUGUAAGAUCACAGAUGAAGGUCGUGCUGUUCUGGAGUCAGCUCAGAGAUCAAACCCCUCACACCCUGAGACAUCUGUACCUCUGAGUAAUCUGAAAUAAUAAUCUGAAAUAAUACGAAGCUAUUAUCUGAUCCCCAUUAAAUCCAGUAUUAGACAUCAGAAUACUGCAACAUCAACAAAUAAUGAUCAUUUCCACUCAAGUCAGUACAGUUCAUUUUAUAAUUCUACUUCAUUUACAGUUGAUUGAACCAACUUUGGCUGACAAGAAUGUAGAUCUUUCAGAUCCAAGAGUCUCAUUAGAUCCAUGUUUGUCAGGAAAUGACCAGGGCCCGUUUCAGUGAAAACUCUGAGUAAAUUAACCCUGAAAUGAGGGAAACUCUGGGUUUUCUGUUUCAGAAUGUGAGGUAUGUCAAACCCGAGAAAGAGGGGUAACUCAAGCCCGUUUCUAAAGGAGAGGUACUUAUACUCAGAGUCAGUAACCAUAGUAACUUACUAUGUGAACCUAACCUGGUCGGGAGCAGGUUAUCUUUGGUAAACCCAGAGUUUAUUUCCAUCUCCUCCCCCUUUUAAAGCGCCAGUGGUGUACCUCAUUCAUUAAUACAGUCAUUCAUGGCACAUUUUGAUCACACAGAGACCAUCUCAGUGACUUAUAUGUCAUAUGUGCUUUUAUAGAGGAUUCAUGAAGAGGCUGCAUUCAUUCAUUGGGAUGUACUUUGAUUUCAGGAGAGCAAUUUAGGACCCGAGUGGAAUUUUGUCAUUUCCAUGUGUAUUUUUAUUAAAACUGUACCGUUUUUCUUUACAGUGAAUUAGAUAUUUCAAAAUAUAUCUCAUCCAUUCUUACAUCAAUAACAUCAGCCACCGUACGUGUAUUACAUCAGAGCGUAAUUUUCUAUGGACGAUGAGAAAUGACUUAAUAAAGUGUAUAAUAAAGUGCAUGAAUAAAGAAAUUAAUAAAUACAGACAUACA